AUGGAGCGGUUGUGCUCAUUAUGGUUUCAGGUCCUUUUCGUCCUCACCCUGCUCGGUAUGGCUUCAUUUACCGUCUACACAUUGUUUGCGGGUACAUCAAUUCAGCUGAGGAUUGCUGUUGCCGGUCAGGACGAUGAACUCUCUCAACAGACUUUGUUGAAUACCUCACCAUUCAAGCUGUCUCAAGUGUCGGGUUUUCUCACGGGUCUAUUGGUACUGAUUGUUGUCGGCUACUUCACAGCCGCUCUUAUAAACAUUUGGUGUUUCAAUGUAGUUAUGGAUUGCUACCGAUGGCUGGGUUUUCGCCUCGAAGAAAAGAGUCGAGCUCUGGGACGCAACGACAUUCCGAUCUCACGUCUGGACGACAAGGCCCCUGUCGCUGUUAUCCACGCCACCGACUUCUGA
Molecule: messenger RNA, 405 nt
Organism: Cooperia oncophora
Lineage: Eukaryota; Metazoa; Nematoda; Chromadorea; Rhabditida; Trichostrongylidae
Source: the annotation of a GenBank genome assembly